Messenger RNA from Lottia gigantea (owl limpet), 735 nucleotides. RefSeq lists its product as hypothetical. The record is from RefSeq and is a predicted model, not a curated record. The annotation marks the transcript as partial. Lineage: Eukaryota; Metazoa; Mollusca; Gastropoda; Lottiidae. The transcript has a single exon.
UUAAUUGAUAUAUCAGACCACAAUAAUUUAAUUGAUAUAUCAGACCACAAUAAUUUAAUUGAUAUAUCAGACCACAAUAAUUUAAUUGAUAUAUCAGACCACAAUAAUUCAGUUGAUAUAUCAGACCACAAUAAUUUAAUUGAUAUAUCAGACCACAAUAAUUUAAUUGAUAUAUCAGACCACAAUAAUUUAAUUGAUAUAUCAGACCACAAUAAUUUAAUUGAUAUAUCAGACCACAAUAAUUUAAUUGAUAUAUCAGACCACAAUAAUUUAAGUGAUAUAUCAGACUACAAUAAUUUAAUUGAUAUACCAGACCACAAUAAUUUAGUUGAUAUACCAGACCACAAUAAUUUAAUUGAUAUAUCAGACCACAAUAAUUUAAUUGAUAUAUCAGACCACAAUAAUCUAGUUGAUAUAUCAGAUCACAAUAAUUUAAUUAAUAUAUCAGACCACAAUAAUUUAAUUAAUAUAUCAGACCACAAUAAUUCAGUUGAUAUAUCAGACCACAAUAAUUUAAUUGAUAUAUCAGACCACAAUAAUUUAAUUGAUAUAUCAGACCACAAUAAUUUAAUUGAUAUAUCAGACCACAAUAAUUUAAUUGAUAUAUCAGACCACAAUAAUUUAAUUGAUAAUAUAUCAGACCACAAUAAUUCAGUUGAUAUAUCAGACCACAAUAAUUUAAUUGAUAUAUCGGACCACAAUAAUUUAGUUGAUAUUUCAGACCACAAUAAUUAA